This is a messenger RNA of Linepithema humile (Argentine ant), 2363 nucleotides long. Its product is annotated as solute carrier family 25 member 32. The record is from RefSeq and is a predicted model, not a curated record. NCBI's taxonomy places the organism in Eukaryota, Metazoa, Arthropoda, Insecta, Hymenoptera, Formicidae. Gene Ontology annotation, biological process: nucleotide transport; folate import into mitochondrion. Gene Ontology annotation, cellular component: mitochondrion. Gene Ontology annotation, molecular function: FAD transmembrane transporter activity; folic acid transmembrane transporter activity.
GGCGUUCGGCAUACGCGGCGCAGUGUGAUUUGUCGGUGUUGCAUAAUCGGCCGUGAGCCAGCUGUGCGAAACGGUGAUCGCAAGCGAACGGAGAAAGCGUGGAUCGGCCUGCGGGCGAAUUUCGGCAACGUGUGACGCUACGACAGCUCGACGACAGUGCCUCCGGCGGACCAAGAGAUAUGCCGCAGAGUGCAGGCGCGCGUUGCUAGCAUUGGCAAGGAUGCGGAAUCGAUUGCUGCCGACGACAGAUCGGUAACGAACGGUAGCGAGCAGCGCGAUAGCGUGUCAGCGAGGAACAUGUCGGCGAUAAAGGGUAGCGGCACGCCGGGUGCACCGCGCCAGCUCAACGUCCUGAAUAACUUCAAGUAUGAAUAUUUCGUCGCGGGCAUCUCCGGUGGUGUCGUCUCGACCCUGAUGCUGCAUCCGCUGGACCUCAUCAAGAUCCGAUUCGCAGUGAAUGAUGGUCAUACGAAUUCAGCACCACGGUACAAUGGCCUCAGGAGUGCUCUCGCACAGAUCGUUAAAACCGAAGGAGUACGUGGACUUUACAGAGGUGUGACGCCGAAUAUUCUAGGAUCAGGCAGUUCGUGGGGUUUCUAUUUCUUUUUCUAUAACACGAUAAAAACUACGAUCCAAGGAGGCAACUCGAAAAAACCACUCGGACCGUCCAUGCACAUGUUUGCCGCCGCUGAUGCCGGAGUGCUUACCUUGCUCAUGACUAACCCGAUCUGGGUGGUGAAAACGCGGCUGUGUUUACAGUAUGCUGAAGACGUGAAUCUAGCGGAAUCCAAGAAGUAUCGUGGAAUGGUAGAUGCUUUAAAGAAGAUUUACAAGACGGAGGGCAUUAGAGGCUUAUAUAAAGGUUUAGUUCCUGGUUUGUUCGGUGUUUCACACGGUGCAAUACAAUUCAUGGCGUACGAAGAAAUGAAGAAUAAAUAUUAUAAUUAUCUAAACGUACCUAUCGACUCAAAGCUGAGUACAACGGAGUAUAUUGUCUUCGCGGCAAUAUCAAAGCUGAUUGCUGCAGCGUCGACAUAUCCCUAUCAAGUGGUGAGGGCAAGACUUCAGGAUCACCAUCACGACUACCGGGGUACCUGGCAUUGUAUUCAAUGCACAUGGAGGUAUGAAAGUUGGCGUGGCUUUUACAAGGGUUUAGGCGUAAACCUCACCAGAGUGACCCCAGCGACAGUUGUCACAUUUGCGGUCUACGAAAACAUGUUACAAUAUUUGAAAUCCAGGAGUGCUGAAGAAAUAAUUGCUGUGCCUGUUCCUGCAAUUAACAAGCAGAAGGAGUAAGAUAAAACAGGAGAAUGGGAACCUCUGCAAGUGAAAUUUGGACUUGCUUAGGGCCGCAUAAGUCCGAUUAUGUUUUUGGUGAUAUAUACACCAAAAUGUGUACAGAAUGAAACUGUUACUUAUAAAACUGUAUUACAAAGAAUAAUUUACAAUUUUUACGACUUAAGACACAAACUUUGAAGGAUAUAAAGAUUUAAAUUUGUUAUUGAAAAUGACAAGAGUUAAAACUAAUUUGAAAAACGUAUAUAAGAAGAGGAAUUGCGAAUAUUUAAAACAACAACUUUGGAAAAGCUUAGCAAAUUAUAUUUUAAUAAUUUUUGAAACGAAUAAGUAGGGGACAGAUAUUUUUCAUAUUUUUAUACGUUCUAUACGUGUCAUGUGGCCUACGCUAAAUUUUUCGUUCAAGUUAGUAACGCAUUUUAUAUGCUUGAUAAUUUUUUAAAUUGUAACUUUAUAUAAUAUGCCUUAUAAAUAUAUAUGACAAAUUUCACAACAAUGUGAAUCAAAAGUCAUGUUAAAUCAGCACGGUAUGAAAAAUAUUAAAUCUCGUAUAUUAUAAUUGUAGCUACAACUUUUUAGAAUUCUAUUGAUUUAUCUAUUUUAUGAAUAUGAUAGUUACAAAUAUGAUAGCAGAAUUUUUUUAAUCUCAAAUCUUCAAUUGGUUAAAUAUGCAGUUUUCUCAUUGAUGGAAAAUUAUCAUAACAAAUGACUUUAAGAUUUUAGAUUGAGACUGAUUGUUAACGUAAUAGUAUUUAUAAUGUAUAUAAAUCAGAAUUGGAAUUUAGUUUCAAUUUUCAGCCAAUUUUCAAGAUAGAACUAUCUCCCCUCUUUCUUCUUUUGUUUCAAUUUUCAGCCAAUUUUCAAGAUAGAACUAUCUUUCCUCUUUCUUUUUUUCCUCUACCCAUCAUGUCUUGCUGGCAACAAGUCAUAAGAUGUAUGUAUAUAACAAAACCGCGUCACAUUUCUGCUUCAGAAGCGAUUAUACAUGAUGUAAUUUAAAUGUAAGUCGUCAUAUCUCUCUUAAUGUUAUUCAAGAGUCUUCUUUAAAAUUCUUUUUUUUUUUAAUU